Penicilliopsis zonata CBS 506.65 is the source of this 1245-nucleotide messenger RNA. RefSeq lists its product as hypothetical. Lineage: Eukaryota; Fungi; Ascomycota; Eurotiomycetes; Eurotiales; Aspergillaceae. The transcript is spliced from 4 exons. The record is from RefSeq and is a predicted model, not a curated record. The coding region runs from base 1 to 1245 and encodes 414 amino acids.
AUGAGCUUUCCCUUCCAUAUCACCGAACAUGUCAUUGAUGCAGCGUACAUUCGAGACAAUGCUCGUGCUACAGCUACCCCGGAUGCCCCCUUGAAACUAUGUGUUAAACAAUAUUCUCCCAUCGAUAACCUGGACCCCCGACCGGGCGAUGUGACCGUUGUUGCCGCUAAUGGCAUUGGAUUUCCCAAGGAGGUAUACGAGCCUCUGUGGGAAGAACUCCUGGCGAGAUCCAAGAAAGAUGGCUUCCGUAUUCGCGCAAUCUGGAUGGCCGACCCAGUGAACCAAGGCGCCAGUGGCAUUCUCAAUGAACAACAUCUCGGAAACGACUGGACCUGGAGUGAUAACAGCCGCGAUAUUCUUCAUAUGGUAUCCCAUUUCCGCACAGAGAUGCCCCGGCCAAUACUGGGUAUCGGCCAUAGCGCAGGCGCAGGCGCACUCAUCCUCGCGUCUCUCUUCCAUCCAAGCCUCUUCUCCUCACUGCUACUGAUUGAGCCCUGGAUCACCGACCAGCCCGGAACACCUGAGGCGUUUUUGCUGCUCGUCAUGGCGACCCAAAGGCGCGAUACCUGGCGCUCGCGUGCAGAAGCUACUGAGAAGUUGCGCAGGAAUCUCCGUAACUGGGACCCGCGCGCAUUCCAACGCUGGACAGAAUUCGUGUUCCGUGAGCUGCCUACGGCGAUUUAUCCAUCGCCACCUGCGCAGCCCGGAGCUGUGACGUUGGCAACAACGAAGCAUCAAGAGGUCAUGUCGCUUACAUACAUCAAUCCGCGGAAACAAACCAUAGUCCAGUUCCCCGGCGAAGAAAGUGAAGAAAACAGAGCAAAGCAGAAGGCGCUGGUUCCCGGGAGACAGGGGUAUCGGACUGAAUCCAUCGCGGCCUUCAAAUUGAUGCCGCAUCUGGGGCCGUCCACGCUUUUGAUCAGUGGGUCGCAGAGUCCGCUCUAUAAGUCAGGAAAGCAUACAGAUGCGGCAAAGAUAGCUGGGACAGGGUUUGGAGGAAAUGGCGGGAUGGCUUCUGGCCGUGUCCGUCACGUUGCUAUUGAUAAGGGGACUCAUAGUCUUCCAAUGGAGGAAGUUGAGGCCACUGCAGAGGCGAUGGGGCCUUGGAUUCAACAAGAGAUGCAACGGUGGAAGCAGGAUGAGGCUCAGCUGGCGCAGGAUUGGGUUGCUCUCUCUACUCAAGAGAAGCUGACCUUUCCUUCGGAGUGGAUUCAAAUGUUAGAAAUCCUCAAAGCAAAGAUAUAG